This is a messenger RNA of Ilyonectria robusta, 1515 nucleotides long. Its product is annotated as amino acid permease/ SLC12A domain-containing protein. The record is from RefSeq and is a predicted model, not a curated record. The coding region runs from base 1 to 1515 and encodes 504 amino acids. The transcript has 5 exons. Gene Ontology annotation, biological process: amino acid transmembrane transport. Gene Ontology annotation, molecular function: amino acid transmembrane transporter activity. NCBI's taxonomy places the organism in Eukaryota, Fungi, Ascomycota, Sordariomycetes, Hypocreales, Nectriaceae. Gene Ontology annotation, cellular component: membrane.
AUGGCGUCAGACGAAAAGGAAAAUGCCAAACUUGAGCCUUCUCGCUCAGUCUACCAAAGCAAUGCCAUCGUGGGCGGUCUGCACCGUCGGCUUGGCAAUCGCCAGAUCCAACUCAUCGCAGCUGGCGGUUCCAUUGGAACAGCCCUUUUUAUCAGCAUUGGUGGUGCUCUCGCCAAGGGUGGCCCGGGCAGCCUACUCAUCGCUUACACCAUCUACUCCAUUAUCCUCGCCCUUGUCAACAACUCGAUUGCCGAAAUGAAUACAUACAUGCCCACUGUAGGUGGCUUCGUCCGCUUGGCAGGCUACUGGGUUGAUGAUGCGCUGGGCUUCCUCGCUGGCUGGAAUUUCUUCCUCUACGAAGCCCUGCUCAUCCCAUUCGAGAUUACUGCUCUGAACUUGGUUUUGUCAUUUUGGAACGCAGAUAUGACGAAUCCAGGCCCAACAGCGGGUGUCUGCGCUGGUGUUAUUAAUUGCUAUGGAAUUCUCAACAUAGUGGCAGUGCGAUUCUACGGAGAAGCCGAAUUUUGGCUCUCUGGAGGGAAACUCGUCUUGAUCUUCAUGCUCUUCGCAUUUACCUUUAUUACGAUGGUUGGAGGCAACCCCCAACACGAUGCAUACGGCUUUCGAUACUGGUCACACCCAGGACCAUUUGCAGAAUAUCACACUCAGGGUGAUCUUGGCCGAUUUGAGGGCUUCCUUGCUGCUAUUUGGAGCGCUGCCUUCACGAUCGUCGGCCCUGAAUACAUCUCCAUGGUCGCGGCUGAGGCCAAGCGCCCCAGUAUCUACAUCAAGUCAGCCUUUCAGACGGUUUACUAUCGAUUCUGUAUUUUCUUUAUCGUCGGUGCGCUGGCUGUCGGAAUCGUUGUUCCCUACAACCACCCAACCCUUGUCGAAAUCUACUUCGGAAGCGGUGGAGGCGGCACUGCAGCAGCCUCGCCGUACGUUAUUGCCAUGGAAACUCUGGACAUCGGCGCACUGCCGCAUCUGGUUAAUGCCUUGAUCCUGACCUCUAUCUUCUCGGCCGGAAACACAUACACCUACUGUGCAACGCGGACGUUGUACGCCUUGGCGCUUGAAUGGCGAGCUCCUCGGUUCCUACGCUACUGCAAUCGCAGCGGCGUUCCGAUCUAUUGUUUCGUGGUAGUCAUGCUUUUCCCUCUUCUUUCGUUCUUGCAGCUCAGCAACGGAUCAGCCAAGGUCUUGACCUGGCUGAUUACCCUUGUGACAGGUGGCGGCGUGAUUACUUUCAUCGUUAUUUCGAUUACAUUCCUCAAUUACUAUCGAGCCUGUCACUCUUUUACUCCCUGGAGCGUCUCCGACUUUUUCGCCAACUAUACCAUGCAGAUACUGGCUCUUUGUCUGUUCUUUGGAUGGAAGUUUAUCAAGAAGGCCCGAUAUAUCACGCCCAGCAACGUUGAUCUAGUUUGGGAACGGCCCAUCAUUGAGUCCUACGAGAACUCUAUUCACGACGCCAGCGGCUUACGGCAGAACACCAAUGUGCAGAUUGAUGCUUAG